Molecule: messenger RNA, 234 nt
Organism: Linnemannia hyalina
Lineage: Eukaryota; Fungi; Mortierellomycota; Mortierellomycetes; Mortierellales; Mortierellaceae
Source: the annotation of a GenBank genome assembly
AUGAAGCCUGGCGACAAGUCUACCAAAGACAAGUCUGGAACAGGCGACACAACCAAGGACCAACAGUCGGGCAGGUCGCAACCCAAGGACAAGUCAGGAUACAAAUCCGAUAGCGGCAAGUCGGGUUACAAAUCGGACGGAGGCAAGCCUGACAGAAAGCCUCGGUACAAGUCUGGUGGAGGUCAAGGCAGGAAGCAAUCAGACCAGGGAGGUGACGGAGAGAAGUCGGAUUAG